AUGCCAACACUCUUACCGAUGCGCUUUCGCCAGACAACUCUAAAUCUCAUGGACGUCAUCCUAGUCUUGUUAUGCAUGAUCCUGAGUGCACAUGCACAACAAGUACUUCACAAUGGAGAUACCAUCUCAAGGGUCACUAAUGUUUCAGAACAAUUCCGAAUCGAGUUAGCAGAAUGGCAAAUCCUCACGAUUCGAUUUUAUGUCCAUUCUGGACAUGGCAGAGUCAAGUGGUCGCAAGAUCCAACCAUGUCAUGGUCCUCAACGACAUCCGAAAGGUUUGAUUCCUUCUACUCUUCAUCCAGAACCGUCACGACUAGUUAUUUCAAUUCCGUGGAUUUUCCAGUUACCAUUUUCUACCAAGUUUCACCGGAAACAAAUGUGAACUAUUCCUUUAAAGUGGAAGUGACUGAUUUCACGGUUGUGAUGGCUCUGUCCAUUACUGGAAUCUUGUUGGCAAGUUGGGUCAUGGUUGGUUUCAUUGUUGUUACAAUCAUUGUUGUUGUUGUGAUUCGAAGAAAAAGACGGAGAAGAAAUGGUUGGUUGGCCACAGAAGAUGAAAUUUCAUCGUUAACAGACCCUACAGAAUUUAGUGAACCUACUGCUGUCACUCAUUUGUGA
Naegleria lovaniensis is the source of this 618-nucleotide messenger RNA. RefSeq lists its product as uncharacterized. The transcript has a single exon. The record is from RefSeq and is a predicted model, not a curated record. Lineage: Eukaryota; Heterolobosea; Eutetramitea; Acrasida; Naegleriidae. The coding region runs from base 1 to 618 and encodes 205 amino acids.